CUCUGGUUGCCAUUUCCCUACUGCCCCUUUGAGCAUGAUCUCGAUCCGCCCGACCGCCAUCGCCCACAUCUCGCAGCUCCUCGCGACUGCCAUGGACGACGCCGAGACCGCUCUGCAUGGCUCCAUGGACCCGCUCCGCGACAUGGCGCUCUUCCGCCACCGCCUCCAUGCGAUCAACUCGUACAUGAUGGACGCGGUCAAGGCCGCCAAGAACCGCCCGGCGGACGAGGCCAACAUGUACAUGACGAUCGAGUUCCUCCACGAGAUGCAAACCAAGCUCGCCCAAGCCGAAGCCAUCGAACACCAGUUCGCGCAGCUCGUCAAGACGCGGCCACAAGCCGCGCUCCCAAGCGCCCUUGCGACGUAAGCGCCUCCCGACGACCUGCCUGUUAACUUAGCGUCGCGUCUGCCUGCCUAUCUUGUCGUUAAGGACUGAAUCGACCCAUCGACCUUGAUGAUGAUUAUGAUGAUCCUAG
Molecule: messenger RNA, 476 nt
Organism: Saprolegnia parasitica CBS 223.65
Lineage: Eukaryota; Oomycota; Saprolegniomycetes; Saprolegniales; Saprolegniaceae
Exons: 1
Coding region: 35-367 (110 amino acids)
Source: RefSeq, a predicted model, not a curated record